AUGCCAUCAAGCUCGAGCUGGCCGCUCUUCUUAACCUCCCACCCAGACGUUCUCAGACACCACCAGGUGCUUACGGACGAGGGCUUCACCUACAUUGUCAUAGACCGCCACGACAGUACCCUCGAGCGCCCCCUCGCCAAGCACAAACGAGGGAGGAUCCCCGUCCCUAUCACUAUGAUCCUCUCUGUCAUGAAGCAGGUCGCUGCCGCCCUCGCCUACCUCCACGGCCUCAGUGGGGCAAACACUAGAGGCCUCGUCCACUGCGACCUCAGGCCUGCCAACGUCCUUAUCAGCGCAGAUGGUGAGUACUUCAUCAUCGCUGGCCUCGAACUCUGCAAGGACGCCCUGUGGAGUGAGAGCACCAUUGCAGGCAUGGCAGCGUACAUGGCCCCCGAGGUGCUCCUCCACAACGAGCCCAGCCCCGCCUCUGACGUGUGGAGCCUCGGGGUCAUCGUCUACGAGAUGGCCACUCUAAGGAAACCGGACUUCCUGAAAGGUAAGGAGCCAGCAGAGGUCUUCGUCGAUGAGUGGAGGCCGGACCUGAGCGGUGUCACUGAUGGCUUCAUACAGAAUGUUCUGGAGAGGAUCUUUGUAUUGGAGCCAGAGAGGAGGCCGACAGCCAGUGAGCUGCAUGAGACACUCACUGCGGCUGACAUCCCAGUUGGUGAGCUGGGGGGUCAGUGCGUGAUGCUGAAGUACAAGUGCGGAUCCUUGGAGGCUGCGCUGAAUGGCGCUAACGCCAGGAUCGCGCUGCUGGAAGAGGAGGUUAAGACUAAAUCCACUAAGAUCGACGCACUUGAAGACCAAAGUAAGGAGCACCUAGUCAUGAUUAAGGCACUGGAGAAUAGGCUUGCACAGUUCGGUGACAGGAUGAACACGGCUGGCCCUCAGUCCAGCCUCUUUUUGUUGCCCAGGCUGAUGCGUGCUGCGCAUACGAACGGCAUGGAGACCGUCCGGAUGCUGCUUGAAGAAAGACUCGGUGUUGGUCAGCGUGACGCACAGGGGAUGACGGCCCUCAUGCACGCGGGCCAGCAGGGGCAUGUUGAUCCCGUCGAAUUGCUUGUUGGGGAGGAGAAUGGCCUCCGGGACAAGAGCGGCUGGACUGCGCUCAUGCACGCCGUACACAACAACCAUCCUGAGGUAGCCAAGAUUAUUGCCCCCUACAAGCAUAGGAAGAGGAAUAGGGACAGCCGGACUGCUCUGAUGAUGGCCGCAGAAGAGGAGUAUGCAGAGAUUGUUUCCCUUCUGGCCCCACAUAAGACUGACAGUGAACGCAACACAAGCUUGAUGAAUGCUGCAACUAACUCGCCUGCAAAAACUGUUGAGGUGAUGGUUGGGCAUGAAUAUGGUUUUGGAGACUCGCAUGGCCGUGCCGCUUUGAUAAUAGCAGCGUAG
Giardia duodenalis is the source of this 1395-nucleotide messenger RNA. Its product is annotated as Kinase, NEK. Gene Ontology annotation, biological process: protein phosphorylation. Gene Ontology annotation, molecular function: protein binding; protein kinase activity; ATP binding. Lineage: Eukaryota; Fornicata; Diplomonadida; Hexamitidae. The record is from RefSeq and is a predicted model, not a curated record. Bases 1 to 1395 code for a protein of 464 amino acids. The transcript has a single exon.